AUGAUGUCAGCCUUCACAAUAACCACAACGCUCACGAACGGGCACGGCCAUGUGAACGGUCAGCUGGAGCCUGCACUCAAUGGAUACAGAAAGAAUGGAUUUGUCAAACAGGACAUAGUAGAGCGCACUUCGUUAAGGCAAGCGGCACCAUUCAGCACAGAACCCGAUGCGAUUGCGGAACGGGAAAGAUGUCAUUAUGGACGCAUCCCGCGCGCCGCGGCGCUCGCGGGCACGGCACACCGCAAAGUACGCGUGUACUCAGACGGCAUCUACGACAUGUUCCACCAGGGACACGCCAGGCAACUGCAGCAAGCAAAGACAGUCUUCCCUAACGUCUACCUCAUUGUUGGUGUAUGUAGCGACAGCUUGACACACAGUCGCAAGGGACGCACAGUGAUGACGGAGGACGAGAGAUACGAGGCUGUCAGACAUUGCAGAUACGUCGAUGAGGUGGUAAGGGACGCGCCGUGGGAGUACGACGAGGAAUUUCUAGAGAAACACAAGAUAGACUUCGUCGCACACGAUGACAUUCCCUACACUACGGAGGAUUGUGAAGACACUUACGCACUCAUUAAGGCUAAGGAUAUGUUUGUCGCCACACAGAGGACAGAAGGAGUAUCAACAUCGGACAUAGUAGCGAGAAUAGUACGAGAUUACGACAUCUACGUGCGACGAAAUCUGGCUCGCGGGUACUCCGCCAAGGAGCUAAACGUGGGCUUCCUCAACGAGAAGAAGUUCCGCCUACAAAACAAGAUGGAUGAUCUCAAAGAAAAAGGCAAAAAGGUGAUGACAAACAUAGGUGAAAAGCGAGUGGACAUCCUAACGAAGUGGGAGGAGAAGUCUCGGGAGCUGAUCGACGCGUUCCUGCUCCUGUUCGGGCCGGACGGGCGGCUGUCGAACAUAUGGAACGAGUCCAAGGGCCGCCUCAUGCAGGCGCUCAGCCAGCCGCCCUCGCCGCGCGGCUCCCCGCCACCUGGAGAGAACGGAGACUCACACUCCCCCGUGCACAGCAGGAGCUCAGUAUCACCGCCCCCGCCCAAGUCGCGUCGCUACGAGACUCUGUACGAGGCGCAAGCAGAUGCAUCGAGCUCUGAACGUGCUGGCGACUCGGAAGCGGCCACACAGCGGCAGCUGACGGACGACGGGUCGGACGACAGCGACGACGAGUACCAGGACACCAGCCCCUACCUCUAG
Messenger RNA from Spodoptera littoralis (African cotton leafworm), 1194 nucleotides. The record is from the annotation of a GenBank genome assembly. Lineage: Eukaryota; Metazoa; Arthropoda; Insecta; Lepidoptera; Noctuidae.